AACCAUUUUCUCAACACAAAUUACCACUCCACAUAUAACAACUCAAUAUAUAACAGGGGCAUUGAACGGUUGUGAGCUGUGGCAGGAAGCUCCAGCCCCGCCGCUGGUUUGCACUUCACCAGUACAGCUCUGAGCAUUUGGGUUUCCUGUCCUCUGGACUCCGUUGUGUCCCCUCCACCUUCUGCGUGUCCUUCUGCCAUGGAGGAUGAGGAUGGCUACAUGGCCUUGGACAGGCGAUGCAAGCGGGGUGCUGCGGAGAGGCCGGGACCCCUCCAGGACGCAGCUCCCGCUGUGUGCCCACGUUGGCACGGAGUCCUUCUGAAGCUGAGCGGGCUGGGCUACCUGGUGCUGCUGGUGCUGGUGGCGGUGCUCAGUGUGCAGGUUUUUCAGAAGGCGCCGACACCUCCCAACGCUCUGCAGAACAAGAGCGAGGCCGGGGGAAGGAGCAGGACAGAGGUGUGCGUGAUUCCCUCCCUGCUGCGCUACUUCUGCCGCUGGAACGGCUCCGCAGGCCACGGGGGCUGCAAGCUGUGCCCCCAGUCUUGGCAGCUUUUUGGGGACCAGUGCUACCAGGUUUCCAAAUCAACUGGGACUGGACGGAAGGCAAAAAAGACUGCGAAAGUCAGGGGGUCCCAUCUGGCCGUGUUCCGAAACACCACCGAUAUGGAGCACUUACGUGAGAUCAUCCGCCGGGACAAGCUAACGGUGUGGAUCGGAUUAAAGGUAUCCAACAACAUACGGAAAUGGGUGGACAACUCCUCCUUCGAUGCCAAAAUGUGAGUACAGCUGCA
This is a messenger RNA of Anas platyrhynchos (mallard), 791 nucleotides long. Lineage: Eukaryota; Metazoa; Chordata; Aves; Anseriformes; Anatidae. The record is from RefSeq and is a predicted model, not a curated record.